Messenger RNA from Diabrotica balteata, 2486 nucleotides. The record is from the annotation of a GenBank genome assembly. Lineage: Eukaryota; Metazoa; Arthropoda; Insecta; Coleoptera; Chrysomelidae.
UGUGAGGCGUAGCGUAUGUUGGUUGUCCCGCGCUGCAACCUACUAUCAGUGAAUAAUUGUGAUUAACAAAUUUACAUUUAAUUGUCAGUGAUUGAAGACUCGUUAGUUAGUGCAAAAUAUGUCUGUUUACGUCAUGAAAGAAGAUAUAGUGUACGACGAAGGCAAUAGUGAUCAGAAGGACGUUUUGGGAAAUAUAUCCAGCAGGAUAAACAAGGGCGGGGAGCCCCCAACGGCCACGAUGGAGCAGGAGAAGCGAAUAAGGCGGGAAAUCGCCAACAGUAACGAAAGGAGACGUAUGCAGAGCAUCAAUAACGGGUUUCAGUCUCUGAGGAACCUUUUGCCACAUCAUGAGGGAGAAAAAUUGAGCAAGGCGGCAAUCCUCCAACAAACGGCUGAAUAUAUCUACUCAUUGGAGCAGGAGAAGACCAGACUUUUGUCACAAAAUUGUCAGCUGAAACGGCUAGUGAACCAACACGAAGGCGGCGAGCUGCCACCCAAGAAGAGAAAGACUGAAUUGAUAAUUCCCACCAUUACGGCAGAAUCAUCAGACGAGGGCAUAGGUUCAAUGUCACCGGAACUCAUCGUAGUUAACCAACCUGAUAACACAGCGGAGCUAAAGCAACAAUUAGAGCAGGAACGCAGCCUGCGGUUGUUAUUAGAAGACCAAGUGCGGCAGCUGGAAGAACAACUCUUUCAACAGCCGCGUCAACCGCAACCGCAAUUUUUGGAAAUCGAAGACACUGAUGCCGUUGGUAUGCAACUGAUAGCGGCGGAGAGUUUACCUAUCGGUCACACACAGACAGUUGUAUGUAGUGCGUCGCCUGCCAAUUCCAGAAGUUCCAGUCCUAUUCCCGUGAUGCCAGAACAACAGAGGUUACCGUCGGUGUUGGAAGCGGCGAUUAAAGCUGAACCUAAGGUCGAAGUCGAAAGACUGCCGUCGCCGAACACUUCAACGCAUGAAGAUAACAGCCGAGUGUACAACAUCUCGAACACUUCCAGGCAGAACCUCGAGACAAUCGUCGAGGCCAUCAGACACCUCGAAGGCAGUCAUAUGUUCGACGAUGAACAAGAUGUUCCACUUGCACUUACCACUAGAUCUGCGGAUAUCAAGCCAGACGUUCACGCGGCCUACCUUGAGUUCAACGCUACGACAGUUCAGCAAUACCAACAAUCCAGGCCGGGAGUGAUUGUCGUGAAACAAGCGUCGUGAUCGAAAAUCAUUCACUUUGCCAGUCUGCCAUCUAGCGGACAGGUGAGGAGACAGGACUAAAAAGUGACGGCUCCGGGCUCUUAGGUUACGUAGAGUCCGCCAUCUCGAUUAUGUUAAUCCAAAUAUAGCAAAAAAAAUGUUAACGACAACGUUGAGCGCCAUUUUUUAUUUAAAAUAUAUAAAAAUGGGCUGGCCUUUCAUGUGAAUGUUCUUUUCUCUCUAAUUUAUUUUGUUCGUCCCUGUUAGAUUUAAGAGCCGGUGAAAUUUUUGUUACAUCAUUAUGCAACUGUUAAUUUAUUUCUAAUUUUUACUUUUUUUUUUAUUUUUAAGAUCGUUUUUGUAAACACUAGAUCUCGGAAGAUAAAUGUGAGAGGUACAAAUAAAAUGAUUUUAAUAGAAACUAAAGAUUUUAAAAAUCGCGUUUUUAUUGACCUAAUUGUUCUAAUUCAGCUUUUCCGAGGUUUGAUGUAAUCUUCAGUAGAAAAAUGUUAGAAGAAUGAAGUAACUAAAACGUUCACUAGCUCAUAUGCUAUUGUUAACCCCAUCUAAAUUUGAAAUUUCGUAAUUUUUGAGCUACAUAAUUUAUAUAAAAAAAUUAUUGGCUAUUAAAGAUGGAAGGAAAUGUUUUAGCUAAAAAAUACAUGUUUUGGCCGUCUGAAAGUUUUAUUAUAAAGUAAACGAUUUUCUUUUGUUGGUAAAAAAUACCGGUCUCGAAAUAAAAUAUAAUUUGGCACUAAAUAGUUGAUAAGUGGUUUGAUGUGAAAAAAACCUAUUAGUAUUUAAUAUUUUUUACUAACAACGGCAAAUUACGUUUCAUAUGAUUAAUUUCUUACAAAAGAAAAAGUAAAGUAACCGAUCAUUCGAAUAAAAUUGUUUUUUGGGGGGUUGUUGGGUUGUACAGUUAAAUUGCUUUAUUUUUUCCCAAAAUAUGUAAUAUUUUACGUAAAUAGCUAUUGACACUUCGAUUCUAUCUUGAUGUUUGUUUGUUAAAAACAGUACCAUCAUACAAAAUAAUGAUUGAUUUACUUUGAUCCUUUUUUAUAAAAUUUGUAAAUUAAAUAGUAACUAAAAAAAGAUUAAAUCCAUAAAAUGUAGGUCAAAUAAAAAUAACUAUAUUGUAAUUUUGAAAUUGUAGGUACUAAAUUCUCAGAAAUGUAAUUGAAUUAACGGCACGUACUCAUGUACGUGCAACCGAAUGAUCCUAUAAUAACGGGCGUGUUGUAUUUGUUAAUGUAUCUAAUAAAAUAUAUUCAUAAUAUCAAUAUUUGUUGGAAAA